This is a messenger RNA of Galeopterus variegatus (Sunda flying lemur), 2910 nucleotides long. It is a transcript of the gene CDC25B, whose product is annotated as cell division cycle 25B. The transcript is spliced from 16 exons. Gene Ontology annotation, biological process: G2/M transition of mitotic cell cycle; protein dephosphorylation; positive regulation of G2/MI transition of meiotic cell cycle. Gene Ontology annotation, cellular component: cytoplasm; nucleus. The coding region runs from base 1 to 1734 and encodes 577 amino acids. NCBI's taxonomy places the organism in Eukaryota, Metazoa, Chordata, Mammalia, Dermoptera, Cynocephalidae. Gene Ontology annotation, molecular function: protein tyrosine phosphatase activity. The record is from RefSeq and is a predicted model, not a curated record.
AUGGAGGUGCCCCAGUCGGAGCCCGCGCCGGACUCGGCUCUCGGUCCGGCCCGCGUGCGCGCUGGCGCCGAGCGUCCAGGCCAUCUCCCGGGCCUCCGGCUCGCCUCGCAUGGCUUCCUGGGGUCCCCGGAGCGCGCGGCCGCUUCCUCGCCGGUCACCACCCUCACCCGGACCAUGCACGACCUCGCCGGACUUGGCAGGGAGACCCCAAAUAGUCAGGUAGGGAGCCUGCUUUUCCGCAGCGGGCUGACAUGCCUAUCCCUGUCCCGGAGGACAUCUGAAUCCUCCCUGUCGUCUGAGUCUUCUGAAUCUUCUGAUGCAGGUCUCUGCAUGGAUUCCCCCAGCCCUAUGGACUCCCAGAUGGCAGAGCAGACGUUUGAACAGGCCAUCCAGGCAGUCAGCCGGGUCGUUCGGAACGAGCAGUUUGCCAUCAGACGCUUCCAGUCCAUGCCUGUGAGGCUCCUGGGCCACAGCCCUGUGCUGCGAAACAUCACCAACUCCCAAGUGACGCCAGACAGGUGGAGGAAGAGCGAGGCUGGUGGCAGAGCAGACAGCAGCUCUGGGGAGGACAAAGAGAAUGAUGGAUUUGUCUUCAAGAUGCCAUGGAACCCCACACACCCGAGCCCUGCCCAUGCUCUGGCAGAGUGGACCAGCCGCAGAGAAGCCUUUGCACAGAGGCCGAGCUCGGCCCCCGAUCUGAUGUGUCUCACCCCGGAGCGGAAGAUGGAAGUAAAGGAGCUGAGCCCCCUGGCCCGAUGCCGUUUGUCCCGGACCCCCACUGAGGGGGCUACUGAGGAAGAUGAUGGAUUUGUGGAUGUCCUGGAGAGUGACUUAAAGGAUGACGAUGCGGUACCCCCGGGCAUGGAGAGCCUCAUUAGCGCCCCACUGGUCAAGACCUUGGAAAAGGAUCAGGACCUCAUCAUGUACAGCAAGUGCCAGCGGCUCUUCCGCUCUCCAUCCAUGCCCUGCAGUGUGAUCCGGCCCAUCCUCAAGAGGCUGGAGCGGCCCCAGGACCGGGACAUGCCGGUACAGAACAAGCGGAGGAGGAGCGUGACCCCUCCGGAGGAGCAUCGGGAGCCUGAGGAACCUAAAGUCCGUGUCCUCCGUUCAAAGUCCCUGUGUCAUGAUGAGAUCGAGAACAUAUUGGACAGCGACCACCGAGAACUGAUUGGAGAUUACUCCAAGGCUUUCCUCCUACAGACUGUGGACGGAAAACACCAAGACCUCAAGUAUAUCUCACCAGAAACGAUGGUGGCCCUGUUGAUGGGCAAGUUCAGCAACAUCGUGGAGAAGUUUGUGAUUGUAGACUGCAGAUACCCGUAUGAGUAUGAAGGCGGGCACAUCAAGACUGCCGUGAACUUGCCCUUGGAACGAGAUGCUGAGAACUUCCUGCUGCAGAGCCCCAUCACUGCCCAUAGCCUAGACAAGAGAAUCAUCCUCAUCUUCCACUGUGAAUUCUCAUCCGAGCGUGGGCCCCGCAUGUGCCGUUUCAUUCGGGAACGAGACCGUGCUGCCAACGACUACCCCAGCCUCUACUAUCCGGAGAUGUACAUCCUCAAAGGCGGCUACAAGGAGUUCUUCCCACAGCACCCGAGCUUCUGUGAGCCCCAGGACUACCGGCCCAUGAACCACGAGGCCUUCAAGGACGAGCUGAAGACCUUCCGCCUGAAGACACGCAGCUGGGCGGGGGAGCGGAGCCGGCGGGAGCUCUGUAGCCGGCUGCAGGACCAGUGAAGGGCCAGCUCAGUCCUGCCACCUUCCUGGCCUUGUAGGGCCUGGGUGCCAACUGCCCUGUGGGCCUGCAGGGCUGAGGGCCUGCUGGAGGGCCCAGGUGCUGUCCAGGGGGAAAACGGCAUGGGUGUCCUGUCUGUCUUCCUCUAGCCCUGAUUCCCCUGUCUCAGUCCAGUCAUAUUCCAUAUUCUGGUGCCACCCCCACCCCCAGAAGAAAGCAGCCUGUUGAGUUAGUUAAGUUGGGUUAAUACCCCCUUAAAGGCAGUGUUUUGUGUCCAGCAGGAGCCUUUUUUUCUUCUUCCUUGUUUGGAUUAACCGUCUGUCUUCCUGUAUCCAAAAAUGCCCCUUUGUGUGUAUAUCAGCUGAGGCUGGGGGAGAGCCAUGGCCCCUGAGGAUGGGUUAGAGCUGAGCACCUCCCUGGCCUGGGAGUCAGCAUUCUGCACCUGUGCACGUCUCCGAGCCCCCUGCCCCACCUGCAAGAAUCAUGAGUGUGUCUGCCAUGUCACUCCUUUCUCUUUUCCUUGUUCCUGUCUCUCCCUACAAGCACCUCCAGCAUAAACAUAAGCUCUUCCUCUUUCCUGGUUCAGUGUUUACCUGCAUGCUUGAUUUGUUUGUCUGACUUUUGCCUGGCUCAGGGCACAUUCACAGGCUAUUUAGGCUCCCCCUGUCCAGUUGGGGUUAGAGACUCAAAAAUUCAUUACCCACGUGGCUCCAGCUUUUGUUGCCCUAGAAAGGGAUGUUAUUAUCCUUGGGGUCCCCAGGGCAAGGGCUAAGGCCUGAAUCAUGAGCCCCCUGGAAGCCCAGCCCCCACUGCUAUGAACCCUGGGGCCUGACUGGUAAGAAUCUGCUGCUGUCUUGUCGUGGGUGGCCAGAAGGACGGAUGGCCAUGGACGUGCAGUACCUUGCACACGUGUGCUCAAACUGAGAGGAAGCAUUCUGGUGAGCAUAACAGCCUGCGGCAGGAAUAUAUGUGUAUCUGUGCAGACAGAAAUCCUGUAAGGUUUGGAAAUACUCAAGAAGAAAUGUCAUGGAAGCAGCUAAGCCAAGGACGCAGCUAAGCCAAGGACCGAGCAACCUCUGCAUUCUGAACCUCAAGAUGUGGGAAGGGCUGUCCUGGAAGGUGCUGAUGAGUCAUCUGUUAGGGCCUUGGUUCAAUAAAGCACUGAGCAAGUUGAGUAA